GAAACAACUGUGAGAAGAGACAAGAAUGUUUCAGUUAAAAGAGUUGAAUCUCUGUGCUGGUGUCUUGGCAAGUCUUUUUCUGGCAGUUUUAAUUGGCUUAGCAUCCGGUGAUUACGCUCACGGCUUAGAUAACGAACUAUGUAUUGGGUCCAAUUGUCAAGACCGUUCUGGAAAUGGCAUAACUGGAUCCAUGUGGUUUGGACCAAGGCUUGGACGUCGUCGAAGAUCUGGUCCAGCUUUUGAGACUGAUGAAGAAGAAAUAAAUGCCAUAGCUAAUGCUAUUAACUCUGGACCAUGGGCUUUGAUUGCUUAUCAGGGCUCAGGAGAUAAAAGACAUUCAACGCAAUUUACACCACGACUUGGUCGUGAAUUAGGAGACAACUUACAGCAAAAAAAUUACAAGCUCGAUCGUGAUAAUCUACCUCAUUUGGUUGACAGUUUUCUUGAUGCUGAACAACAUCGUCAUUCCUCACAACCUCCAUUUCCAUCACCAUUCGCACCUCGUCUUGGUCGGUAUUUAACUCUCAAUCCUUCAUCACCCCUUGGACAUCGAUUUCGGCUUGUAAAAAACUAUUAGCCUUUCAUUUAUCACUUCUUGUGUAUUAAUUAUGGAUAUAUGUAUUAUCUGUAAUUUUAAGACAUAGAUUAGAUCAU
Molecule: messenger RNA, 654 nt
Organism: Chelonus insularis
Lineage: Eukaryota; Metazoa; Arthropoda; Insecta; Hymenoptera; Braconidae
Gene: Pban
Product: PBAN-type neuropeptides-like
Exons: 3
Coding region: 26-577 (183 amino acids)
Source: RefSeq, a predicted model, not a curated record